AUGGUGCCAAAGGUAACUCCUCUGAAAGGGUUUCCUCUAUCCGAUGAACUCCAAAGGCAACCAGUGCAACCAGGGUUUGAACUGCCACAGCUUUCGGUGUACUCCGAAAGGGAAGAUCCCGAGAAGCACUUACAACGUUUUGUCGCAGUGGUCGUACUACAUGGGUGGAAUGAGAUCACCAGGUGCAGGGCCUUCCCACUCUCCCUGGUAGGACAAGCUCAGCAGUGGUUCACUGAAAUACCAGCUGGACAUAUACGAUCAUUCGAGCAAUUGAAGAAAGAAUUCCUAAAUGCAUUCUCCAUCUAUCUCCCAAAAAAGAAGAGCGCAAUAUAUCUAAUGAGCUUGCAGCAGAAGCCGAAUGAAUCCCUAAAGCAAUACAUCGAGCGAUUCAGAGCCGGGACGCAAGAAGUCAGGGAUCUCCCAGCCGGAUUGGCGGCGUCAGCCCUACUAAAUGGAACUACAUACACCCCGCUUAGAAGAUCCUUAGCUUUCUCUGAGCCAAACUCUUUGACGGAGUUGUUAGACCGAGCAGAACAGUUUAUCAUUCAAAUGGAAAUUUUGGACGCAGGGGAAAGUAAUAGAAGAGGGAGGGAAACUCAGCACGAAGUGCGAAGAACCCAACAGGUACUUACCCCCCACACGAUAAGCCGAGGCGGUAGGGAAAGCUUGGAACACCGUGCACCUCGAGAAGUACUUCCCAACUUUAGCCCUAGGGGAACGGACGAAGUGCGAGAUGCAAAGUCGAGCCUGUCAUCUGAAGCGUUACUCGGCCCGGUUGAAGGCCGGAAUUGUCCUUAA
Messenger RNA from Diospyros lotus (date-plum), 798 nucleotides. RefSeq lists its product as uncharacterized. The record is from RefSeq and is a predicted model, not a curated record. Lineage: Eukaryota; Viridiplantae; Streptophyta; Magnoliopsida; Ericales; Ebenaceae. Bases 1 to 798 code for a protein of 265 amino acids. The transcript has a single exon.